AUGGAAAAAGGCGACCUCUCCAAGGCUGCAUACAGGGGUGCGAAACUCCCCUCAGUCCCCGAGGAUCUCGUGGUCUCUGGCGUUCUCAAUCUCGAAUGCGACGAGCGCCUCUGGGUCCCGCAAGCCAAAGACGUCUGGUUCCGGCCGCUGUGUUUCAAUGUCUCGCACGGCUACUUUGUCAAUAUCCUGCGCGUCCGCAAGAGUGGCAUCCUGUCGAGGCACAGACACACGGGCCCUGUACAUGCAACAGUCCUGCGAGGGCGCUGGCAUUAUCUAGAACACGAUUGGUGGGCCGACGAAGGUGGUUAUGCAUUCGAACCGCCUGGCGAUAUCCAUACACUCGAGGUGCCGGAGGGGGUAGACGAGAUGGUCACCUUAUUCCAUGUAACGGGGGCCUACAUUUAUGUUGAUGUCGAUGGAGUGGCUUUAGGGAUUGAAGACGUCUUUAGCAAGCUACAGGCAGCGAGGGCGCAUUAUGAGCAGGUGGGAUUGGGCGCAGACUUUGCAGACCGGUUUGUCCGGUAG
Aspergillus puulaauensis is the source of this 525-nucleotide messenger RNA. RefSeq names its product 2,4'-dihydroxyacetophenone dioxygenase family protein. Lineage: Eukaryota; Fungi; Ascomycota; Eurotiomycetes; Eurotiales; Aspergillaceae. The record is from RefSeq and is a predicted model, not a curated record. The coding region runs from base 1 to 525 and encodes 174 amino acids. The transcript has a single exon.